CCAGGCUCAAUGCCACAAAGACAGAGCUGGAAGCUGAAGUACAGGCGCUGGAUGGACAGACUGUUGGUGGCCAGGCUCAAUGCCACAAAGACAGAGCUCGAAGCUGAAGUACAGGAGCUGAAGAGAGACAACAGAGUAAAUGUGGCGUUGAAAGGAGUGGCCUCUCAGUCAUCUCUAUAUGGAAUCGGUGUAGCUUCAAAUGCCAUUGAUGGGACCAGAGAACCUGAAUAUGACAAACAAUCCUGCAGCCACACUCAGGAUGACACCAACCCCUGGUGGAGAGUGGACCUUCUGGGUGUGUACAGAGUGAAAGCUAUCAAUAUCAGCACUAUGCACUGCUGUGCUGAGAGGCUUAAUGGUGCUGAGAUUCGCAUCGGAAACUCACUGGAGAACAACGGCAUCAACAACCCCAGAUGUGAUGUCAUCUCCCAAAUACCAACAGGGGAGACCAACACCUUCCAGUGUAAUGAGAUGGAGGGUCAGUAUGUUGUUGUGGUCAUCUAUGUCAGGAAGGAGUAUCUCCAUCUGUGUGAGGUGGAAGUACAUGUGGACGGACUCAGCGGCUUGGAAGCCAAACUGAACUCUCUAGAGCACCAACAGCUGGAUGGACAGCGAGUGUGGGGGGCCGGGCUCGAUGACACAUGAAACGUGGCGUUGAAAGGAGUGGCCACCCAGUCAUCACUGUAUGGGGAUGGCCAGGCUAACAAUGCCAUUGAUGGCAACAGAGAAUCAAACUAUCACAAAGGCUCCUGCAGCUGCACUUCGUUUAACACCAACCCC
This is a messenger RNA of Oncorhynchus keta (chum salmon), 780 nucleotides long. RefSeq names its product fucolectin-like. The transcript has 4 exons. Lineage: Eukaryota; Metazoa; Chordata; Actinopteri; Salmoniformes; Salmonidae. The record is from RefSeq and is a predicted model, not a curated record. Bases 10 to 645 code for a protein of 211 amino acids.